UGACUGGCAGCCCAAGUUAUCUGCUGCAUUUAACACCACAUUAUUCCCCCCUAUCGGACGUGCGAACUGACAGAGCACCGUCAGUCGGCAUUAAAGCAGCGAGCCCGUCGCCAGGGGCACCCAUACGGUGGAUGUAACUUCAAGGCAAACUUACCAACAGAACCCAGUUCUAUCUGUGAUUUGGACCAAGACCUGACGCACACGACACACCCCCGGGCCUCCUUCACUAGACCCCAGCCACCAUGUCCUAGCCAACAGACGAUCUUCCCCCUGCCCCCCAUCCCUCCAUUCAACCUGUCCCCUCAACCCCGGCCCCCCUCCCUGUCCUCUGCCUACCCCACUGAUGCUGUAAGUGCUGUUUUCACCGGUCCCGGCAGCAGCAGUGGCGGUGGUGCCCCCUCUGGCAUGAUGAGCAGCCUAUGGCAUCACCACUCCCACCAGCAGCAGCAUCACAGCGGCGGUGGUUCAGGCUCGGAGCGAGACCUCCACUCAGCCGCCUCCUCUGUCAGCCUACCCUCAGUAAGGAAGACCCCCAAGAAACGCCGUCUCUCCCUCCACUCACUCUUUGGGCGGCGCUGGCGGCCCGACCGCGAAUCCAAACGCAGGUCACGGGCCCUCCAGGCCACGGCCGGAGUGGACGGCAUUGCCAGCGCCGAGAGCGUUCAGCUAGAGGCAUGCCAGGAUAAAAGCUCUGCCUCCACUGCUCCCGGUGUGGCGGCAGCCAUGGCCUCGACGUCCUCCUUAUCCGCAUCGGGGUCUACGUUGUCAGACCUGCUGGAGUGCCCGCUUUGCCUGCUACGCCACACACGUGACUGCUUCCCUGAAAUCAUGACGUGCCACCACCGCUCGUGCGCCGACUGCUUGCGCCAGUACCUGCGCAUCGAGAUCUCAGAGUCACGUGUGAACAUCAGCUGCCCCGAGUGCUCGGAGCGCUUCAACCCCCACGACAUCCGGGUCAUCCUAGGCGACCGGGCCCUCAUGGAAAAGUACGAGGAGUUCAUGUUGAGGAGGUGGCUGGUGGCUGACCCCGACUGUCGCUGGUGCCCUGCCCCCGACUGCGGAUAUGCGGUCAUCGCCUUCGGCUGUGCCAGCUGUCCAAAGAUCACGUGCGGGCGCGAGGGAUGCGGGACGGAGUUCUGUUAUCACUGCAAGCAGCUUUGGCACCCCAACCAGACGUGUGACACUGCCCGGCAGCAGCGGGCCCAGUCGCUCCGGCUGAGGAGUUUUAGGUCGUCGUCCCUCAGCUACAGUCAGGAGAGCGGAGCCGCAGCUGAUGACAUCAAGCCUUGCCCGCGCUGCGCCGCAUACAUCAUCAAGAUGAAUGAUGGCAGCUGUAACCACAUGACCUGUGCCGUGUGCGGCUGUGAGUUCUGCUGGCUGUGCAUGAAGGAGAUCUCCGACCUGCACUAUCUGAGUCCAUCGGGCUGCACGUUCUGGGGGAAGAAGCCAUGGAGCAGAAAAAAGAAGAUCCUUUGGCAGCUGGGCACGCUGGUGGGCGCCCCUGUGGGCAUCGCCCUCAUUGCUGGCAUUGCUAUACCCGCCAUGAUCAUUGGCAUCCCCGUCUAUGUGGGCAGGAAGAUACAUAAUCGCUACGAAGGCAAGGACAUUUCCAGACACAAGAGGAACCUGGUGAUAGCUGGCGGCGUGACGCUGUCUGUGAUCGUGUCGCCAGUGGUGGCUGCCGUCACUGUUGGUAUUGGUGUGCCCAUCAUGUUGGCAUAUGUCUAUGGGGUUGUCCCAAUCUCACUGUGCCGGAGUGGUGGCUGUGGUGUGUCUGCCGGUAAUGGCAAAGGGGUCCGAAUUGAGUUUGAUGAUGAAAACGAGAACGUGGGCAGUGGGACAGCUGGCACUGAUACUACCUCAGUGGCAGACACGCGCCUCAACAACCCCAGCCUGGGGGACGGGGCCAGUGUGGGCGGCCUGACGGGCCUGAGCCUCAGUGCCAGUGGUUGCCACAUGGAACGUUGUGGCAUGGGCUCCAUGCAGCGGGACAACCUGAGCGAUGACGCCAGCACCACAGCGCUGGCCGGGGCCAGCAUUACCGGCAGCCUGUCUGGCAGUUGCUACAACAGGUUGGAGGUGCAGGCUGAUGUCCAGAAGGAGCAGUGUAGUUUGAGUGGCGAGUCGGCCACCGUCAGCCUGGGGACAAUCAGCGACAAUGCUAGCACCAAAGCCAUGGCUGGAUCCAUUCUUAAUGCCUACAUGCCUCUGGACAGGGACAGCAGUCUGGAGGUGCAGGCAGAUGUGGAGUCCAAACAGGAGAAAGUAAGGCACUGCAGUGCCAGCAGCAGCCUGGAUGAACCCAGCUGUAGCGGUAGGGUUGCUGGCCUCCAGGGCCAUGGCGAUGGCCCGUGUCCAUCCAUCUGUUGCUGCCCACAUCACACCGAUGGCCACUGCUGCUCCUCAUCUCGCUGGUCCAAGGAGUCCUCUACUUCUUCCUCUUCCUCAGGAGCUAAGAAAGGCAAAGGAAAGCUCUGGAAAAGGGCCGGCAGCAGCAGCAGCCAAGGUGAGACGAAGAUCAACCAGGCCCGGGAGGACAUGGACGCUCAGCUCCUGGAGCAGCACAGCACCAACUCCUCAGAGUUCGAUUCCCCUUCGCUGAGCGGAAGCCUGCCUUCUGUGGCUGACUCGCACUGCAGCCACUUCUCAUCCGAAUUCAGCUGUUCCGACCCUGAAACUUCAAGACCACCUCCUCCCCCCUGCAGCGGCCCAGUGGACCCUAUUGUUCACCCCUCUACCACCCACACUAGGAUCACUGUUGCCCCAAUGCCUGAGGUGGAGCACGACCGGCUGGAGCAUCACCCGUCUCAGAUUGGCCAUGCUGCCCUUACCCGCCAAAUGUCAACGUCAUCAUCCCCCCCCACCUCGCCAGAGGGGAGCAGCAGUGGGACAUUCCUCUACAUCACUGAAGAGAGCAGAGGGGAGGUCAGAGACAUACAGCAAGACUCAGUUUCUGCUGAGCCGGAGCAGAAUAACCAGAAAGAGACCCACACCACUGCCACACAAUCUGUAAGCCCAAGUAAGAGGAGCUGUAUACAGACUGAUAUCUAAGAACAACCUCUACUUUGGCCCUGCUAGUGCUAGCACUUUUCAUGAUGCUAGCUCAGUUUGGCCUUAGCUUAUGUUGCUAACCUCACUCACAUUGAAGGUUAAAGGACAAUUCCAUUUUUUGUCUUAAUUGUGUAUACCAAUUAUAUCAUUUUACUCUCCAGCUUCAUUGUGGAGAUCUUGGACCAUGGGACCAUCAUUGGACUCAGCUUAACAUCAACGUCUUCUGAGGGGGGGGGGACCAAUCCUUAAACCUGUCCUCUUGAGUGUAAAAAAAAAAAACAAACCGGUUAGACUGUGUACAUAAUUCCCCAAUUCUCUUCUUCUUCUUUCGGCUUGUUCCCUGUUUCCCAGGGGUCGCCACCGCGGAUUCGAUAGUUUCCAUCGGUACCUUGAGAGGGCACAGCACUGUGGCGGUCUUGUCAAUCCACAUAAUGAUUUGCCAAAAUGUUACAUCGGAUGCCCUCCCUCACACAACCACUAUGAAUGGGGGGCACAGGUAAAGCGCUGGAUGCCAUCUCAGUAUUCAUGGACUUGCGCCCAUGCCUGUCGCCAUAGUAAUAUGCUUAAAUUCAACGGGUUGUCUCGUCUGAUCUGAGGUCAUAGUCGAAUGGUGGUUUCAAUUCUAUUACUUCUCAAUUGUGCCGGCAGGGUGGUUUACCAAUGGUUACUACUACCGACAAUAAGUAUAAGCUGUUCAUUCCUCCAAAUUGUACUAGGAAGUAGUACAGCAAUGUGAAUUAAAAUUGGUAAUGCCGGACAUUUUGUGGAAUAACUUUUAACUUAAACUUUUGCCUUCGCUUCUGAAUGCAUAGUUCAGAUAAUUGGGUUACAACGGAUUUGGUGAAACAUGUCAGCCAUUUGUAGUCCAUGUCCCUGUGAAACGCCUUUGUAAAGCUGUGUCCAGCGGUGGUCCUGAAUCCAAGAUGUCCACAAUGAAGCCGGUGAAUAAAAUGAUGUAACUGAUAUGCAUGAUGCCAAAACCUACAUAAAGAAGACUUGGGUUAUAAAAAAAAGAAACGAAAAGCCACCCGGGGCAUCCGGAUGGCUUAGCAGUCUAUUCCGUUGCCUACCAACACGGGGAUCGCCGGUUCAAAUCCCCGUGUUACCUCUGGCUUGGUCGGGCGUCCCUACAGACACGAUUGGCUGUGUCUGUGGAUGGGAAGCCAGAUGUGGGUAUGUGUCCUGGUCGCUGCACUAGCGCAUCCUCUGGUUGGUCGGGGCACCUGUUCUGCGGAUCCACAGAAGGGAUGGAGCAGUGAACUAGACGGCUCGGAAGUGUGGGGUAAUUGGCCAAGUGCAAUUGGGGAGAAAGGGGGGGGGUGGAAUUAUCCUUUAAGGCUUAAAGUUUUAGUCCAAUCCUUAGUCUGCUAUGGAGGCAAGAAUGUUAAGUGAAUGUCAGAGUCUGCAUAGUGACAGAGAGGGCCAAGGAAAAAGAGGAAUGUAGAUUGGUGAAUAAGAUAAACAGCACCCAGUAAGGUCAAAGCUGUUUGGCUGAUUCUGCUUUUUAAUGAUGAGGUCAGUUGUGUUCUGCGGACCCGAGGCCGCAGCCUAUUGGCUGAAGCGCCAGCUGGAGCAGUAAGGCCAGUAGUAGGUAGAGCUGAAUGUAUUUGGACAGGUGUAAUGGCAGGAUUAUUAGUAUGAUGUCAUAUUGAAAAAGGAAAAGUUAGCCUAUCAAGUUUUCACAAAAAGACCGUCUCCAAAGAAAACCCAAGAAAGCAUGUUUUUAAACCCGUACACCUCAUCUGAAUCUCACGUCAACCCAAAGGCAGUUCCCAAGUGUUUCCUGAUUCUCAAGGGAAGCAGAACCAGUAAGACUGAUGGAAAUAAAAACAGCAGUUUCUGUCGUGUCGUAAACAUUUAACUGCUAUCCUACUGGUUAUCCCUGUUCUAAUUUUCAGACAUAUGGUAAUGUAGUUUUAUUGGGGGGUUUUAUAUGAGAUGGUCAUCACUGUGGUCCACCGCUGUGCCACCUGGUUCGCUCUCUGGCUUUGUAAUAACACUGUAUACAGAACGGCAGCAGCAUUGAAAAGCCUUCUGACAGAAGUCUACACCCAAAAGAGGGACCAGUUUAAACGAAGUUUUAUUUUUACAUGAAUAUCUUUUCAAAAUAAUCAUUGUUACUUUGUGAUGAUGUGAUCCCCCCCCCCUUUUGUUUCUUUAUGGUGGUUUUAUUUUCCAUUUUGGGAAAGUCGGUUUUAUUGUUGAGGCCCCGUGUUGGGUCAAGGCUCAUAUUUUUAGUCCAACCUGUGGGUUGUGAGAUCAACAGCAAUCUCAGCGGGCUGAUCCCAGGUCAGCGUCUGGUAUUGAAUUGUAAAUUUAGUAUGAUAUAGUAGUGUAAUAUACAAUACAGAAUCCCAAUGAUUAGGGCUAUACAUUAAAGAAAAGAGGGUUUGUUGUUUUCAUUUAGCACCCACUUUGGACAAACAAAACAUGUCUCGGAAACGUGUGUAUGUACAUAUGCGUGUAUGUUCCUCUUCCUGUUGCAGUUCAUCAAUCUCCCUCACAGCAACUACUCUAGAAAAACACCGAAUACUGUUUGACUUUCAUUAAUACAGUUUUUCUGCCUAAAUAUUGUCAAAGGAGGAUUUAUCAGUCUGGGGUUGUAUUUGACAUGUAAAUGGACUGCGUAUAUAUAGCGCUUUUCUAGCUACAACAACCACUCAAAGCGCUUUACACUUCAUGAAUGCCUCACAUUUACCCACGCACGCACACACUUGCACACCGGCGGCGGUGUCAGCCAUGCAAGCUAACAACCAGCUCAUCGGGAGCAGUUAGGUGUCUUGCUCAAGGACACCUCGACAUUUUUGCAAGGAGGAGCCGAGGGUCAAACCGGCAAACCCUCUGGUUAACAAGACGACCUGCUCUACCUCCUGAGCCACCGUCGCCCCCUAUGUAUUCAGGUUUUCUAAAUAAUCUUGUAAGUGAUGGAUGCAAUAAACUUUAUAUCCAUUUGUUGGACUCGCAGUGCCUUUGGGGGAGGGGUGAGCUUGCUUUGUUGAUUUUUUUUUUUUUUGGUUGAUUUUCUCAUCCAGAUAUUGGGAAAUGAUAAACACAGUUUAUUUUCUGAUGGCUUUUAUGUUUAUGAAAGGCAUUGGCUUCAAGCCCAAUGCUAAAUACAACCCCAUCCCUGAGAACUGUGCGACCAAGCUAACCGAUCAACCACAUAGUCUGGUCUACCAAGGACAGUAAUGUGUAUUGUUUCUCUUCGUAUUUUGAAAUGAUACCUUUCAGUAAAACAUAUAUUUUGAUCAUCCCCCUUUUGAGACCACAAGGUCUUUCCAUUUGGCCCCAAAAACACAUCUGUUCCCCUUAAAAAAGCAUGUUGAUGCAAAACACUGGGCAACACUUGUCUGGACCUCAUACACCAAAUUGUAUUUACUUGGGUUUAAAGUUUUUUGUUUUGUUUCUUUACAAAUCACCUUGUUGAAAAUAUACCUUUACUGUUACCAAAGUCUGGAGAACUAGGAAAACUGAGCAAAUUUUUCUUACGUUCGCUCCAUUUUUCUUUCAUCUUAGCUGUAAUGCUUUCACAAGCAUUUAUUUAAAGGCACAGUAUGUAAGUACCUUCUUAAACAAAAAUAAUGCAUCCGUAGGAAUAGUGUAAAUAUGCUAAUCAAAGUCUCGCGCCCCCCCCCCAAAUCACAUUACCGAUUUAUUCUUAUCUUUAAAAAAAAUUUGAUGGCCCCCCCAAAAAAAAUCUGAAUUCAAACACAAUAGCAGGUCCCAGGUGGCCUCAGCAGCCAAUCAGAUUUCUUAGUUUGGUUGGCUCCAUAUUUAAUUGGCUGCUAAGGCGUGCAUUACCGCAUGGGACCUGCGGUUGUGUUUUAAUUCAGAUCAAAACACAAAAGAUUUUGUAGGGCCAUCAGAUUUUUUUAAAACACAAAAUUAGAUGGAUAACUUUUGUCAAGAAAACCAGUUCUGUGAUUAGCAUAUUUAUGCAAUUCUGAUUUUUUUUAUGUAAACUUUUAAGUAGGCAAACCUAAAAUAUUGCACCUUUAAUCCAAAUGUCAUGGGCCAACAUUUGACGCGUUAUACCAAAGCACCGAAGAGAUACUGGGUAUUUGAGGUAUUUGAAGCAUUUGAGUGCAUACAGCCGAUGCAUACAUAAUUAACCAGUGUAUGCAACAGCUAAAAAUCCCAGACCAAUGUUGGGGGGGGGGGCUGCUGAUGUAACAGCACAGUGUAACAUCAUACACUGCAAAUCACAGCCAUUAGGGCACUGUGACAUGUUAAAUGUUUUAACCAUGUUCUCUCCUAAGAGGCUCUCAGUGGGGAUGUGUACGUGCGUGUAUGAUAUACUUCCUGUUGGCAUGAGCAGUUCCAGUCGUUGGCUCGAUGGAGAGAGGAGGGUCAUUACCGGGAAAGCUGUGAGAGUUUACUCAUUAUAUAGUGAGCAUUUGCUCCUUAGAGGCAACUUGGAGCCCUGGGACAUGUAGCUGUCAAUAUACUUCACCAGCAAAUCCAACUCUGAAACGACGCAGGUUACCCCCACCCAGUUCUUGUUCACUCUGUUCUAUUUCUGUGAUAUAUGAAAUUAUUUUUUGAAGACUAAUGCCAGGAGUAUUCUCUAACGCUUUGAACACUUGGCGGCAUUUAACAUUUUGUCUCUUUAUAUUUUGGGUUGAUAAUAUGCCUGUAAUGUAAAUAUGAAGCAAUUGUAAUUGCUUUGUAUCGUGCAUGCAAAUGCAUAUCUUACAAUAAAAGUCUGAGUCA
This is a messenger RNA of Lampris incognitus (smalleye Pacific opah), 7764 nucleotides long. It is a transcript of the gene rnf19a, whose product is annotated as ring finger protein 19A, RBR E3 ubiquitin protein ligase. The record is from RefSeq and is a predicted model, not a curated record. Lineage: Eukaryota; Metazoa; Chordata; Actinopteri; Lampriformes; Lampridae. The transcript is spliced from 10 exons. Gene Ontology annotation, biological process: positive regulation of proteasomal ubiquitin-dependent protein catabolic process; protein polyubiquitination; ubiquitin-dependent protein catabolic process. Bases 406 to 3051 code for a protein of 881 amino acids. Gene Ontology annotation, molecular function: ubiquitin protein ligase activity; zinc ion binding; ubiquitin conjugating enzyme binding. Gene Ontology annotation, cellular component: ubiquitin ligase complex; cytoplasm.